This is a messenger RNA of Insectozyma verbasci, 966 nucleotides long. Lineage: Eukaryota; Fungi; Ascomycota; Pichiomycetes; Serinales; Debaryomycetaceae. The record is from the annotation of a GenBank genome assembly.
AUGAAGAAAGAAGUUAUACUAAUAAUUAAUGUAUUAGGUUUAUAUGUUACGUUUUUAACAUGGUCAAUUUUACAAGAACGUAUAAAUACAAAACCAUACCAAGAUCAAUAUUUUAAAUCUCCAUUAAUUAUAAAUUUAAUACAAGCAUUUUUUGCAUCAAUUGUUGGUUAUAUAUAUUCAAUAAUAAAGAAAAGUAAUCCAUUUGAUAUUUUUAAAACUCAUACUACCAAAUUAUUUGGUUGGUUAUUAUUAAUUUCAUUAACUUCAUCUUUAUCAUCACCGAUUGGUUAUAAAUCAUUAACACAUUUAGAUUAUUUAGCUUAUUUAUUAGCAAAAUCAUGUAAAUUAAUACCAGUAAUGUUUGUUCAUUUUAUAUUUUACAAAACUAAAUUUCCAUUAUAUAAGUAUAUUGUAGCUUGUUUAGUUACAUUUGGUGUGAUAAUUUUUACAUUUGCUCAUAAACAAGAAAAAACAAGAAUAAAUGAUGGAAAUACACCAUUAGGGUUAGUUUAUCUUAUUGGAUCAAUGUUAUUAGAUGGUUUAACCAAUUCAACGCAAGAUCAAUUGUUUAAAUUGCCUGUAAACUUAACAGGCGCAAAAUUAAUGUGUAUUUUAAAUUUAUUUGUAUUUAUAUUAACAUUGGGAUAUACUAUUAUAUUUACAAAUGAAUUAACAUAUGGAUAUAACUUUAUAUUGAACCAUAAUGAAGUUAUAUAUGAUAUAUUAUUAUUUAGCGGAUGUGGUGCAAUUGGUCAAGUAUUUAUAUUUGUUAUAUUAGAGAAAUUUGAUUCAAUUAUAUUAAUUACAGCUACUGUUACAAGAAAGAUGUUAAGUAUGGUAUUAAGUGUUUUAUUAUUUGGUCAUUACUUAAAUAUAAACCAAAUAAUUGGUAUAAUACUAGUAUUUGGUGGUAUUAGUUAUGAAGCUCUAAUAAAAUUAACAAAGAAAAAAAAACAUAUAGACUGA